Molecule: messenger RNA, 846 nt
Organism: Sparassis crispa
Lineage: Eukaryota; Fungi; Basidiomycota; Agaricomycetes; Polyporales; Sparassidaceae
Exons: 10
Coding region: 1-846 (281 amino acids)
Biological process (GO): fatty acid catabolic process; acyl-CoA metabolic process
Cellular component (GO): peroxisomal matrix
Molecular function (GO): fatty acyl-CoA hydrolase activity
Source: RefSeq, a predicted model, not a curated record
AUGCAUGGUAGAGGAGUGUUUGGAGGCCAGGUUAUCUCGCAAGGGCUCGUCUCCGCCACAAGCUGCGUUGAUGAUGCGUACAAGUUGCAUUCGAUGCACUGUUAUUUCUUGCUCAGUGCAUCCGCCGCAAUCCCUAUCAUCUACAGUGUCGAACGAGACCGGGACGGUCGUUCCUACGCGACGCGUACCGUGAAGGCUAUCCAGAAUGGGCGCACUAUAUUUGUCCUGGUCUGCUCUUUUCAACGACCAGAGCCAGACCAGCCUUCCUAUGAAUGCCCGAUGCCUCCAAAUGUCCCUGAUCCAGAUAAGUGUGAGCUUCUAGAAGCGUACUACGAAGAGAUGCUUCGUCAAGAGAAUAUCCGGCCGUCGUACAAGGAAUAUGCUGCAAGCUAUAUACAUGAGCGUAGAAGGAGUCCGAUCGCUGUUAAGAGCGCAGGAAUCAUUGAGUCUUCAGACGGUGGUAUUGUGAUCUUGUAUUGGUUCAAGGCGAAGAAUAUUCCCAAGUAUGAUCCCUCCUUCCAAAAGUGUAUACUCAGUUACAUGUCUGACUUACUCUUUAUUGGUAACGUCCGUAGGACUCUCGUCCAGAAAGGACACCUGGAUAAGGGCACACCUUUGGCGAUGGUAACAUCAUUGGAUCACACAAUUUGGUUCUACGACGAUGAAUUUGACUGCGGGGAUUGGUUACUCUACGUAGUAGAGUCCCCACGGGCACGUUCCGGUCGAGGAGUGGUACUUGGUCGUUUGUACACACGAAGCGGAACGUUGGUCGCAAUAACUGCCCAAGAGGGAGUCUCUCGGCAGGACGUUGCAAAAGCUUCGGGUGGUGCGAAAGCCAAACUGUGA